AUGGCCUUUUGGUGGAAGAAAACUCCCAAGACUCCGUCUGAUUAUGCUCGACUUCUGUCGGAACAUUUGAACAAGUUUGAAAACGCUUCGACUGUUGACAGCAGACGAAAGACACAGGAUGAAUGCAGCAAGUAUUUGGCUGGUACCAAACAUUUUCUGCUAGGAGAAGUGGAACCGGAACCAUCGUUGGAGGCUUUUGACGAACUCUACAACGCGAUCUACCAGUUGGACUUACUUUACGAUUUGCUGGCGAAUUUGGCAGAACUGGAGUUUGAAGCUCGAAAAGACGUGGCAUUGCUGUUUGCCACUUGUUUGCGGCAUUCCCGUGAUAACAAGCUUGUCACCGUGGACUAUCUGGUAACAAGACCCAAGACCAUCUCUUUGAUGCUGCGAGCACCGCAAAUGGCACUUUCCAAGCCAAAUUCCAGCGAUUUGUUCUUGAAAACCGGGUCAAUAAUUCUGGAAAGCUUGAAAUACGAGCAAUUGUGUCGUAUAAUGCUUCGAGAUCCACAAAUCUGGCUGUUUUUCGACUUUGCCAAAAGUGGGUCAUUUGAAGUCAGUACUGAAAGUCUUCAAAUCCUCACAAACUUACUCACAAUCCAUCAAAAACCUGUGGCGACAGAAUUCUUUAGUCAGCCAGCCAACCUUCAUAAAUUCAUUGAGAAAAUCAAUAACGUCAUGGCGCAUGGUAGCUACGUUACCAAACGCCAAAGUGUAAAGCUUUUGCAACAUUUGAUAAUGAUCAGAGCUUACAACAAUCUACUCACAGCUUACAUCAAUUCUCCCGAUAACUUGAAAUUGAUCAUGAUUUUGUUAAGCGAUCGAUCCAAGAAUUUACAACUUGCCUCGUUCAAUAUUUUCAAAGUCUUUGUUGCAAAUCCACGGAAGUCUAAACCAGUAUUGGAUAUUAUGGUUAAGAACAGGGACAAACUUCUGCAUUAUCUACAGUCCUUCAACACCGACAGUAAGGAUGUAACGUUCUUAGACGAGAAAGAAUAUGUCGUCCAAGAAAUUGAAUCACUACCAAGGCUGGUUUCCCCCAAUAGUGAUUUUUCUUUGGGAACGUCUCCUCAGCAUUAA
This is a messenger RNA of Lachancea sp. 'fantastica', 1080 nucleotides long. The record is from the annotation of a GenBank genome assembly. Lineage: Eukaryota; Fungi; Ascomycota; Saccharomycetes; Saccharomycetales; Saccharomycetaceae.